Aspergillus alliaceus is the source of this 3174-nucleotide messenger RNA. RefSeq names its product GcvT family protein. The transcript has a single exon. The coding region runs from base 227 to 2764 and encodes 845 amino acids. The record is from RefSeq and is a predicted model, not a curated record. Gene Ontology annotation, cellular component: mitochondrion. Lineage: Eukaryota; Fungi; Ascomycota; Eurotiomycetes; Eurotiales; Aspergillaceae. Gene Ontology annotation, molecular function: protein binding; oxidoreductase activity.
UGUUCACCAUCCAAGUUAUCAGUCGCGAUCGAGAACCAUGGGCAAGUCCCGACCGCUUCCCUUCGGAAAUAAUACAAACUAUGCCUUAUCUCGCACGCCCUUCCGAGGAAGAGGCGGGGAAGUGACAUGAUAAUCAUGUUUCCCGCCGCUCAUCGAUGAUUGUCUGCAAAUAAAUAGCUGCCUCCUCUCAACAGGCUGGAAUAGCGAAUCAAGAGGUUUUCUCAUCAUGGAUCCCACACACAGAGUUGUUAUUAUUGGGGCUGGUAUCGUGGGUGCUAAUCUCGCUGACGAACUGGUUUCCCGCGGAUGGAAGAACAUCACUGUCGUCGAGCAAGGCCCUUUGCAUAUGCCGGGUGGCUCGACGUCACACGCUCCCGGUCUCGUGUUCCAAACAAAUGCCUCCAAAACCAUGACACAUCUGGCCCGGUACACUGUCGAGAAGCUACUUUCUCUUGACUGUUUCAACCAGGUGGGUGGUCUGGAGGUGGCGACAACCCCUGAGCGGCUCGAGGAGCUUAAGCGGAAACACGGUUACGCCUCGUCAUGGGGAAUCGAGGCGCGCCUUGUAAGCGCCGAGGAAUGCCUCCAGAUGUAUCCUCUUUUAAAUAAGGAGAAAGUUCUCGGAGGCAUUCAUAUCCCAAGCGACGGCCUGGCACUAGCGGCUCGCGCGACACAGCUGCUCAUCGAACGCACGCGCAAUGCUGGAGUCCGCUACCUUGAAUUGACACCCGUUACCGGCAUUGAGCGCGCAGGUCAUCGAGUGACAGGAGUAAAGAUCCCCACUGGGAUUAUUCCUGCCGAUAUUAUCAUUUCCUGCGCUGGCUUCUGGGGUGUCGAGUUAGGUGCUAUGGUCGGCGUACCGAUCCCUUUGCUUCCGCUAGCGCAUCAAUACGCGAAAACGACGGCUGUCCCCGCUCUCGUUGGACGUCACAUUAACAGCCUUCCAAAUGGACGGAAUGCAGUGCGGCCUAUACUACGUCAUCAGGACCAGGAUCUCUAUUAUCGCGAGCAUGGGGACCAAUACGGUAUCGGCUACUACGGCCAUCGUCCCAUGCCAGUUGUCGCUGCGUCAUUGGGUUUAACCCCUAAACAUGUUGAUGAGCAAAAUAUGCCGUCCCGGCUAAAGUUUACCAGCGAGGACUUCGACCCAGCCUGGAAGGAGACUCAAGACUUGUUGCCUGCUUUACGGGAGACGCAAAUCGCCGACGCUUUUAAUGGAAUUUUCUCGUUCACGCCAGAUGGUGGACCUAUUGUUGGACAAGCACCAAACCUUGAAGGAUUCUACGUCGCUGAAGCAGUGUGGGUUACCCAUUCGGCUGGUGUCGCGCGAGCCCUAGCGGAGGUGCUCACAACGGGCUGGUCACAAAUCGACCUCUCCGAGUGCGAGCUAUCUCGUUUUGAAGAAAUUCAACUUAGCCGUGAAUACGUGAACGAGACAUCACAACAGAACUUUGUUGAAAUCUACGAUAUCAUCCACCCAUUGCAGCCGAAGGAGUCGCCUCGGAACCUUCGACUUAGUCCAUUCUACAGUAGAGAACGAGAGCUAGGCGCCGUUUUCCUCGAGCUUGGAGGCUGGGAGCGUCCAUUCUGGUACGAGGCGAACGCAGAGCUGCUGAAGUACCUUCCGGCGCAAUGGCAGCCUGUCGAGCGGGACGCCUGGUCGGCACAGUUUUACUCGCCUAUCGCCGCAGUAGAAGCGUGGAAGACACGCAAUGCGGUAGCUAUGUACGACAUGACAUCAUUUCACCGAUUUGAGGUUUCAGGACCUGGGGCGCUCGACCUGCUCCAACGGUUAACUACCGGUGAUAUUACUACAAAGCCUGGCACUAUCACUUAUACCCUACUGCUCAACGACCAUGGAGGGAUUCGCAGCGACAUUUUUGUUUCAAGACUGAGUGAGGAUGCGUUCCAAGUCGGUGCGAAUAGUGCCAUCGACCUGGAAUAUUUGGUCCGAGAGAGUCGCCGCCAAGGGCAGCACGCUCCGAGCCGGUGGGCGCAGGUGCGUGACAUUACUGGCAGCACCUGCUGUAUCGGACUAUGGGGUCCUCGCGCCCGAGACGUCAUCACCACAAUUAGCACAGACGAUUUCACUAACAAAGGACUUCCUUAUUUGGGCGUCAAGCGUGCCACCAUCGCCGGUGUCCCAGUCACAGCCUUGCGGAAGUCAUAUGUCGGGGAGCUCGGAUGGGAGAUCCAGACCAGCGUCGAGUAUGGCCAGAGGCUGUGGGACGCUAUUUGGCAGGCAGGAAAACCACAUGGGCUCAUCGCAGCUGGUCGUAGCGCAUUUAACGCCCUGCGGUUGGAGAAGGGCUAUCGAACCUGGGGUUCUGACAUGACUACCGAACACAACCCGUACGAAGCAGGCGUUGUUUCUGCUAUCAAGACGGACAAAACGGUAAACUACGUUGGCAAAGCUGCGAUUCAGCGUGUCUCUAGACAGGCACCAACAAGACGACUGCGCUGUCUCACCGUGAAUGACGGCCGUUCCAUCGUGCUUGGAAAGGAACCAGUAUUCUACAAAGACAAAGCCGUUGGGUACGUCACGAGCGCCGCAUUCGGUUAUACGGUUCGCAAGCCGGUCGUGUACGCCUGGCUGCCCUCUAAUGUGGCCGAGGGCCAGAUUGUUGAAAUUGAAUACUUCGGGCGGAGGAUCCAGGCCACCGUCACGGCCGAGCCAUUAUACGACCCCCAAAUGAGCCGACUAUAUGCAGAUGGCUCAUCCAUGGCACCUGAGUUCCAGAAGCCCUUGAAACAUCUUUUAUAAGAAUGCGACGACGACUCAAGUGGAUGAUGAUGAUGUGAUGAUUAGCGCUGUUUCUACUAGUUUCAUUGAAAUUUGGACUUGUACAUGGGAUCGAAACCGGAAGGGUAAUGGCAAGGCUGUUUGUGGAUUAUCAAUAGAACCUACGCAUGAGUUGGGCGAGCGUUUUAGACGCUUCAUUGGUAUUUGCUUCUGUUUACAUGCGAAGUUAGUCUUAUGUGACCAUGAAAAUUCCAGCGUUAUGCAUUGAUAUGACAUUAUUGAAGUUUCCGACUUGGUAGACGUUGCAUCGCAGUGAUCCUCCUCGAGUAUCAGACCUAAUGUAAGCCCUAAUUGGGGGGGGUAUGGCGCUCCAGGAGCCAAACCGAGCGCUAGGGCGCCUUAAACGAAUGUAUUUUCUAUGAUGAUCCCAU